Messenger RNA from Acyrthosiphon pisum (pea aphid), 447 nucleotides. RefSeq names its product kelch-like protein 3. The record is from RefSeq and is a predicted model, not a curated record. The transcript is spliced from 2 exons. The coding region runs from base 56 to 406 and encodes 116 amino acids. Gene Ontology annotation, molecular function: protein binding. NCBI's taxonomy places the organism in Eukaryota, Metazoa, Arthropoda, Insecta, Hemiptera, Aphididae.
GAAAUCUGUGGAAUAUUACGAUCCCUCACUUGACACAUGGACACCAGUCACAGAGAUGUCUGUAUGUCGUCAAUAUGUUGGUGUAGGAGUUUUGGACGGUCUUAUGUAUGCUAUUGGUGGCUAUGAUGGACAUAAGUAUCUUAAAAGUGUUGAGGUUUAUAGACCGAGUGAUGGAGUUUGGUCUUCUGUAGCUGAUAUGGAAAUAUGCCGCUAUAGUCCUGGAGUAGCCGUUUUAGAUGGUUUAUUGUAUGUUUUUGGCGGAGAAUUAAAAGGAUCAUCUAUUGUUGAUACCGUAGAAGUUUACAACCCCAAAACCAAUAUUUGGACCAUGGAGAGAUUGUCAAGAAAUGGAGUAAAAAUUUAUGGUGGAGUAGUUGUUGAUAGACCACCUAAUUGUAUUAAUUAAUCAGCAUAAUAUAUGAUGGUCUUAUUGUUUAUAGUAAUAUG